Molecule: messenger RNA, 3476 nt
Organism: Lutra lutra (Eurasian river otter)
Lineage: Eukaryota; Metazoa; Chordata; Mammalia; Carnivora; Mustelidae
Gene: DNAAF5
Product: dynein axonemal assembly factor 5
Exons: 13
Coding region: 34-2634 (866 amino acids)
Biological process (GO): outer dynein arm assembly; inner dynein arm assembly; cilium movement
Cellular component (GO): cytoplasm
Molecular function (GO): dynein intermediate chain binding
Source: RefSeq, a predicted model, not a curated record
CGGUCUCCCCGGGCGACGGGCAACGCGCGGAAGAUGGCGGCACUGGUGGCUGCGGAGGCCGCGGCUCCCCCGGGGCCGGCCGAGGCGGCCGAGACGUCUGAGACGGCCGAGGCAGCGGAGCUGAGCCGCGUCCUGAGCCGCCUGUUGCCCGGGCUGGAAGCCGACAGCAAGCUGGGCCGGCGGCGCGCGCUCGAGGCGCUGCAGCGCGCGCUCGAGGCGGCGUGGCCCCAGGCGCCCGACGCCGACCCCGCUGCCGCGGCCGCCGCCUUCCAGGGCCCGUGGGCGCGCCUGCUUCUGCCGCGCCUGCUGCGCUGCCUGGCAGACCCGGCCGAGGGCUGCCGCGCGCUGGCGGUGCACCUGCUGGACCUGGGCCUGCGGCGCGCCGCGCGGCCCCGCGACGCCCUGCCGCGCCUGCUGCCCGCGCUCGCCGCGCGCCUGGCGGGCCCCGAGUCCGCGCGUGGCCGGCCGCCCGAAGCCUGCGAGGAGCUGCGCCUGGCACUCGUGCAGCUGCUCAGCCUGGCCGUGCGCCUGGGGGGCCCCGCGCUCGCGCCCCACCUGGACGAUGCGGUGCGCGCGCUGCGCUGCACUCUGCUCGACCCCUUCGCCGCCGUGCGCCGCGAGAGCUGCGAGUGUGCGGCCAGCCUGGCGCGCGCCACGCCAGACCACUUCCAUAUGCAGUCGGAGUCCCUGAUCGGCCCCCUGAUGCAGAGCAUCUCCCACCAGCACUGGAAGGUGCGAGUGGCUGUCACCGAGGCCACGGGCACUGUGAUCCAGUUCGGCAGCGCCAAGUCGGUAGACGAUGUGCUUCCUCACUUCGCUCAGAGGCUCUUUGACGACGUCCCUCAGGUGCGGCAGGCGGUGACCAGUGUGGUGGGGGGCUGGCUGCUGGACCUGCGCGACCGCUACUCCUUCUUUCACAAGCUCAUCCCGCUGUUGCUGAGCAGCCUCGAAGAUGACAUACCUGAGAUUGCGCUCACGGCCACCAACCUCUGGGAGAAGGUCGGCCUGCAGUGGCAGAGGGAGAAUGAGGAUGACCUCAAGGACAAGCUUGACUUCGCCACUCCCCCUCCAGCCCAUCACCCCUCACCAGAGAACCGCCCCGUGUUGGGCUGUCGGGAGCUCGUCUUCAGAAACCUGUCCAAGAUCCUUCCUGCCGUGUGCCACGACAUCACCGACUGGGUGGUGGGGACCAGAGUGAAGGCAGCGCAGCUGCUGGCGGUGCUGCUGCUGCAUGCCGAGGACCACAUGACGCAGCACCUGGACGUCAUCCUCCGAGCCCUGCACCAGGCGUGUGCCGACGAUGACAGCGCUGUGGUCAGCAACUGCACCAGGUCUGCAGAGCUCAUUGGGGCCUUCGUCAGCCCAGAAGUGUUUCUGAAGCUCAUCUUAUCCAUGCUGAAGAAGUCGCCCUCCCCCUCCAGCCUCCUGGUCCUCGCUUCUGUCAUCCGAGGCUGCUCUAGGGAGGCCCUCCAGCCGCACCUGAAGGUCAUCGCCACGGAGCUGGCCCGGCCCCACAUCUGUCAAGGGUCUGAAAAUCGCCUUUACGGGCAAUGCGUGCUACUCUGCGUGCAGACGUUGGUUUCCGUGUGUCGGGAGGACUGCAGGGGGUGCAGCCUGCAGCUUGUGGAGGUGCUGGUGACCGUCCUAGCCUUCUCAGCUGCCACGGGCCUCAGCGACAAGGUUCAGGAGACCAUGGACACACUGGCCUCGGUGCAGGGAGUGGACGGCAGCCAGGACCUCUACCGAGAGCACGCGGGUCCCCUCCUGGAGCAGCUGGCCGCUUCGCACCAGGACUGGGCCGUCCAUUCCGUGGAGCUCCUGCAGUUCAACGUGCUGCUCACACAUGCAGGCCCAGCCCUGGGAGGAGUGCUACCCCAGCUUGUGCCCACCCUCCGGAGCUGCCUCCAGCCGGCCAGAGACCCCCAGAUGCGCCUCAGGCUCUUCUCCUCCCUAUCUCGGGUGCUGCUGAGCGCCCAGGAGACCGUCAACUCCCAGGGGCAGUUUCACCACUACCUCGACACCAUGAUGAAAGACAUCUUGGUCCCCAAUCUGCAGUGGCAUGCAGGGAAGACUGCAGCAGCCAUCCGCACGGCAGCUGUGUCCUGCCUCUGGGCACUCAUCAGCAGUGACAUCCUGUCAGAGAAGCAGAUGCGGGAAGUGCAGGAGACACUCAUGCCAGACAUUCUAACCACCCUGGAGGAGGAUUCUCAGAGGACACGAUUAAUUUCGUGCCAGAUCAUUAACAAAUUUCUAAAAACCUCCGGCGGCAUGGCUGAUCCAGAGAAGUUCAUCAAGAUUUACCCUGAGCUCCUGAAGCGUCUGGAUGACGUUUCCCAUGAAGUGAGGCUGGCGGCCACCUCCGCCUUGGUCACAUGGCUGGCGUGUGUCCCGAAUGAUGACGGGAAGGCCCACUAUCAAAGCAACAUCCAGUUCCUGUACAGAGAGCUCCUCGUGUACCUCGAUGACCCAGAGGCCGCCGUCCAGGAUGCGGUGUUAGAGGUCCUCAAAGCAGGCAGCAUUCUGUUCCCUGAGCUCCUGGUGAGAGAGACGGAGGCUGUCGUCGAGAAGCACCGCUCCCCUGCCCACUGCCAGCAGCUUCUGAGUUACCUGCAGGCCCUGCCGCUGGCCCAGUGAGCGCGGAGCCCAGACCACGGAGCCAGACCCAGCUCCUGUCCUUCCCACCACAGGAGGGUGCGACCUUCAAACCUCACGAGACACCUGCUAGUUGAUAGCCUGAGACAUUCACGGGCAGGCUCCAAGAGCAAGAAUGUAUUCCCUAAGAAAUGUGCCCAGGGUUCUCCUGAGAUGGAGCUCCAGCCCAGGAGUUUUGGAAAUAAUGUUCACUGUGUUAUUUAUAGUUCUUUGACCACUCUUGCAAAAAUCUAUAGGUUAUUUGAAAUGAAACUUCACUGGCAUCUGCUCACACCGGCAACCUGAUCAGCCUGUUUGUUUCCAAGCUUCAUGCACCUGCUAUGCUCUUGAGUUAGGAUCUCUAACCUAACCCCACCCCACCAAGACUGUUUCUUUAAGCAAAGGUUAUUAAAAAAUUAUUCUUUCCUUGGGUUGUGUUUACUAAAACAGUAUCACAGUGAACAGACUAAAAGGAACUUGAAAUUUUUAUCAAUCAAAUUUUUCCUGUUUAAAAUAUUCUGGAACUCAAAAUGUUAUAUGGAUACAUUCGGUCAUGUUUUUUUCUCCUGUCAGUAAUGCAAACAGUGUUGAAAAUAGAAUACUUAACCAGAUAUAAUUUUGGUUGCUCUCUUAUAAGUAGGAGUAAAGUAUAAUUGGGUUUUAUUCUCUAGCACUUUCUACACCCAAGUGCCUAAAAAAAAUUUUCAUUUUAAAUGGAUAUUAUUUCCAAAAGCCAAAUAUUUAUGUUAACACAGGGGGGUAAAUAUUGUGUGUAUUUUCUAACAACCAGAUGUUAACAUUUAUGCUUAAGUGUUUGAAAAUGUAAUUAAAAAUAUUUAUUAUAA